UAACAGGGUGGUGGGCCAGGUGGGUUCCUGAUACGGCAGAGGGGCAGAGGAAAUGCUGGAUCAAGGUGCCAGCAGCCCGUGAUGUCUGCAGGUAGCGGAACAGCUCCAGCACACCCAUCCCUUUCCACAGCCCCUGGCGCAGCAGCGUAACGUGGGGGCAGAUGGAUGGGCUGUGGUAGGAUGAGCCCUGCCCUGCUCCUGCUUCUAUUCCUGGCCAGCUGCUCCCUGCUGCAGGGGACACUGCUGCAGCCACGGCACGUGAGGCUGGAGGCACACAACUUCCACGUCUGGCUGCACUGGGAGCCAGACCCCAGCUCACCCAGCUAUGCCACCUACGAGGUGGAGUGGAGGAACAGAACCUCAAACUGGACCAAGGCAGGUGCCUGCGGGGGGAACAGGAGAAGCUCCUGGGUGUGUGAGCUGUAUUUUGACAGGAUUCAUGAUAUCUACUGGGCACGGGUGAGAGUGGUGGCCGGAGGUGAGCAGUCCGAGUGGGCCAGUUCCAGCGAGCUGCAGCUGUACAGAGACACAAUUAUUGGCCCCCCCAAGUUGUCCUGGCUGCUCCAGGAUCAAAUCCUCAGCGUAAAAAUCAUCACACCACUCACUCCCUACAAGAAAAGAACUGGUUCCUAUAAGCCAGUCGACCGAGUGCUGCUGAAGCUGUGGUACUGGCUGCACCUGUACGAGGAGGACCUGCUUGUCCAGCAGGUGCCCUGCAAAUGGAGCAGUGAGAAAGUGCCUUGCACCUUUGGGCACCUGAAGCCCAGCACACAGUACUGUGUCCGGACGGUGGCUGCAGACAUUGCCAGGGAGCGGAGCCGGGAGGUUGAGCGGUGCCUGGUGACUCCAGCAGGCCCUGCAGGCUUUCCAUGGGUCCUCGCCGUGCUGAGCGCCUUCUUCCUGCUGCUGCUGCUAAGUGUGGCCGGGCUGUGCUUCAUUCAGCUGCACGUGUUCCCCAGUCCUCCGGAGAUGUGCCUCCCAAAAGCACUGGCUCUCCAGAACAGCGAGCUGAGUGUGCCCACUCAGGUGCCUCCCCUCCAGUGUGAGGAGGAUGCCCUGGUGCUGCUCCUGCAGCCUGUGCUCCCGUCCCACGGGCCAUCCACAGCUGGCCAGGCGGCAGCCGCGGCCCCACAGCUCCUCCGAGGCCUUGCCCAGGAUGUGAGUGGCUACUGUGCCAACGGGUUUGGCCCAGAGUGUCCUGAGGAAAGGGACCCAUCCUGCACCCACAGCCAGCUGGGCCACGCCUUGGGUUCCCAGGUCCCCUCACAGCUGGAGGAGGAUGGGGAGGCAGGUGAUGGGCAUGACUUGCCAGAGCAGCUGGCGCUGGUGGGACCGACUGGAAACAGCUACGUCGGUGACAGGGACAGCCAGAUACCUGAGCUAUGGCUCCCCCUGUGCCUCCAGCUUUAUUCUAAAUGCCAGUGCCCAGUCCUGGCAGCAGGCUCACACCUUGCUCUGCCCGUGCCAAGCAGAAGCUGCAGCCAGGAGUACCUGCAGGAGAGUCCCGGCACGGCUGGCCACCGGAUCCGGCUCAGCUCCGUGAAGCUCCCGGCUGAGCAGCAGCAGGAGCAGCAGGAGCAGCAGGAGCAGCAGCAGGAG
Pseudopodoces humilis (Tibetan ground-tit) is the source of this 1599-nucleotide messenger RNA. Its product is annotated as interferon upsilon receptor 1-like. NCBI's taxonomy places the organism in Eukaryota, Metazoa, Chordata, Aves, Passeriformes, Paridae. The record is from RefSeq and is a predicted model, not a curated record. Gene Ontology annotation, molecular function: interleukin-22 receptor activity; protein binding. Gene Ontology annotation, biological process: cytokine-mediated signaling pathway. Gene Ontology annotation, cellular component: plasma membrane.